Molecule: messenger RNA, 1155 nt
Organism: Fragaria vesca subsp. vesca
Lineage: Eukaryota; Viridiplantae; Streptophyta; Magnoliopsida; Rosales; Rosaceae
Exons: 7
Coding region: 189-686 (165 amino acids)
Source: RefSeq, a predicted model, not a curated record
GAGUGAAGAAGAAAAAGGACAGAAAUAGUUUCGACGGUGGGUUAUCCCAUCAAAUUCAUCAUCUUCAAUUCUCCCCUCUCUGCUUCUCUCCCAUCCAUUUCCUCAGUCCUAAAGUUCAUCUUCUUGGACCGGGCCACCACCCCGUCCCAAUCCUAAAGUUCAUCUUCUCCGCCGUAUAGAGAGCCUAAAUGGGAGGUGGAUGGUUCUGCGAGAGAAAUCACAGACGUCGUCUGGAUGAAAAAGCGAAAUUCAAAGACCUUGAUCAAGUGCUGUGUAAUUUACAAGGCAUUGAUGAAUCAGAAGCUUUUAUUCUCUGCUUUAGGAAUGGGAUGGGAGGUAUUGGAAAGAGAACGGGAGCUAGACCACACUGGACUGCACUGGACAAUAGAAAUUACAAACAGGUUGGGACUCUCUUGCCUGUGAUACUGGAGGAACUUAAGAAGAGUUUCUCGCCUCAAUUUGAGAAAGUUUCUUCUAGGGUAGCAGUUAUGUGGCUAGUCAGGACCUUAAGGGGUCCUGAUUUUCAGUAUGCUGGUCCUAUUAUAGUACAUGGCAUGUGGUCUGAGGAUGAUAAUGAGGCAGUUAAGGAGUGCCUUCUGGCAGGAGCUGAUAGACUCUUCGAAUUGUUGACCGUACCUGCCUUAGAUGAUGUGGCAGGACUCAUAUGGAAAUUGCACAUGUAUUGAUGAAUCAGAAGCAAGAGUAUCGGCAAUAGGAAUGGAAGGUAUCGGCAAGAUAACGGAGCUAGUUCUCUCCUUAUUAGACCGCACUUCAGGCAAAUUGUGGUCUUGUGGAGCGGAUUCUAAGUGAUUCCACCGGGGCAAUAGAAAUUGCAGACAACCAAGAACUUGUUCAGGUUGGGACUUUCUUGCCUCUGUUAAUUGAGAAACUCAAAGAUACUUUCUCGCCUCACUUUAAUUGCAGGAUAGCAUUUUUGUGGGGUUAUGGUGACAUAUGGGUUGCUCCUUCGACUACACUGUAUAGGUAAAGAAACUAGACAUGUUAGCAUUCAGCUGUAUAGAAAUUGUACAAAUAGAAGCAAUUAUUUUGAGCACAGAAUCAGAAACAUGUAACUGAAUGAAGAUAUUCACUGAAAUUCUGUUCAAAAACCAAGUGUUACUGCAUUUCAUAUGAUGCAAGACACAUCGUUAUCUC